This is a messenger RNA of Rana temporaria (common frog), 3200 nucleotides long. RefSeq names its product double zinc ribbon and ankyrin repeat domains 1 (gene DZANK1). The coding region runs from base 169 to 2517 and encodes 782 amino acids. Gene Ontology annotation, biological process: eye photoreceptor cell development. NCBI's taxonomy places the organism in Eukaryota, Metazoa, Chordata, Amphibia, Anura, Ranidae. Gene Ontology annotation, molecular function: protein binding. The transcript is spliced from 21 exons. The record is from RefSeq and is a predicted model, not a curated record.
GAGCUCGCAUCUUUGGUUGCUAGGCGAUGGGAGGUUGCCAAUCACGGUUCUGGUUUCUUCUAAGGUUCCACCGGGAGAAGCGUCUGUAGUAACGGGAUCCGGGAGUGACAGGGGUCCGCUGAGCGCUGAGGAUCGUGUGAAAGCUGUGUGACAUUUUAUCCAGAAAGGAUGACCGCCGGCUCCAUCUGUGUACCGCAGAUUAUACCGCUUCGCGUUCCUAUUCCCGGGAAAGGAAAAUAUGAAGUAGACACCAACACACCAAUUGAUAUCAAGUCAGAUUCCCCAGAUGUCUCCAUAUUCUAUACACUGGACGGAAGCAAGCCAGAUUUGCUUAAAAAGAUUGGCCACAUAGAAAACACCACUUUAAGAUAUCGAGGUCCAUUUACAUUGCCGGAUGGGAAAAUCACUGUUAAGGCCGUGGCUGUGAGCAGAGACAACAGAGAAAGUGGCAUUGUGACCAAAGUGUUCAGUGUGGAGUAUGUUCCUCCAGAGAUCGAGUCAUCAGAUGAAGAUAACGAUGAAAACUUCCUGAAAGAGCUCUCCAAACAGAACACUACCAAUACUUUGUCUCCUCUGAAGACUAAAAAGAAAGAUGGCAUGUCACAAAGAACUUCAGCCUGGGAUGAUACAACACACAGUUAUAAAGAUCUUGAUCUGGAUGGGAGAAUCAGUCACAGGUCGUUGACUGGUCCAAGAUUUCUGAAUAGCCGUCUAGGAAAGACCAGCCAAGCAGAAGAGGCAUUGUCAGUACUGCAGACCCAGAGGUCACAGGUGAAUGAUGCAGCUGAAUCAAUAGUAAAGAAGAGUCUAACAAGUACACAGAGCAUGAGGAUCCAGAGGGAGACAGAUUUCCUCAAGUGUGCCCACUGCUUAGCCCCUCGACCAUCUGAUCCAUUUGCACGCUUCUGUCAGGAAUGUGGCUCCCCGGUUCCACCAGUGCCUGGACGUCGCUUGCCACCACCAGAGGGCGCUCAGAUGGGGUUGUGUGUAGAGUGCAGAACGAUGGUCCCUAUGAACACCCCCGCCUGUAUUGUGUGUGAAGCUCCUUUGUUUGCACAGAUGCAGCCGCAAGCUAGUAUCCAUCUGAAGGAUAAAACCUUGUGUCGUUUCUGUGGAACUGGAAAUCCCAUAAAUCUAAAACACUGUGUGACUUGUGAAGCCAAACUACCGGAAACCCAAACGCCAAUAUACAGCGGAGAUUCUGCACCUCCUUUACCUAACCAGGUGGGAAAAAUGCAGGCUUGUUCCAAGUGUAGCCGUGUGAACUUGGCGGAUGCUCGUUUCUGUGACUGGUGCGGGGCAAAGCCAGGCCUUUCUGUGAGUUAUCUGACUUGCUCUAAGUGCGCGGCCAGCAACCAUCCUUAUGCCCACUUCUGUGCAACCUGUGGAGUUUACCUGGAGCCUCCGGGACGAUUCUCAGCCCAGCAGAGCAGGAUGGUAACCAGUACAAACCGCAUGACCCAAUCUGUAGAUUUAGAUGGUCGUGCUUCCUGGCAACCAUUAUCGGUCUCAUUGCCGGACCCUAGGCUAGGUACAGAAAAAAUGGAUAUGGGGACCCAGACUGUAGGAUUGUUUUACCCAUCCAGCAAACUUAUGGAGAAGAAGGAGCUGGAGCUGUUAUCAGAUAAGGAGAAGAAGGAAAAGAUGAGUGAUCGCAAACCGCUUCUCACCGCAGUCAGUCCAGGCCGAGGCUAUUGGAGGCAGCAGUUGGAUCAUAUUUGUGCACAUUUGCGCUGCUACACACAGAAUGACUCUGAAUUUAAGGCACUGAUUGGUAAACCUCGGAUGGGAAGAAUCAUAUCAGCCACAAUGCAUGAAGAUGGAUAUGAAGUCAGUCUGAGGUUGAACUAUGUCCUAGUGACAGAUAAGAAUGUUGUGACUGGAAAGCCAAUGAAUUUGUCCAGCAAUCACUUCCUGAGCAAUGUGACAGAAGGCAGAGAUGAUAUGGAUGAGACACAAUCCAGUGUGGCAAGUGAAGAUGGGCUGAGCGCCAGAAGCAACAACUUUAAAAACAAACGAUCCAAGAAGAAAAAUAGGAAGCCGAUACAGAAAGAAGACCGACUUCCUCCUGAAGAUCGGAAGCUUCUCAAGGAAGUUGGACCCAAAGGUGAAGGCAGGAUUUCUACUGUUGAGGAACUCUUGGAUGAGGGAGCAGAUCCAAACUGUAGCAACAAUGAAGAUCGUCCAGCGCUGACAGUGGCAGUUCUCAAUGGACAUUACAAAGUCAUACCUGUCCUAGUGCAGAAGGGAGCUGAUAUUGACCAGCAGUCUGGACCGCAGAAUAACACUGCUCUCCAUGAGGCCGUCCAGCUUGGCAUGGAAGGGAAGAUGUGCACUGAAGUCUUGCUAGGAUGCAAUGCAAGCAUAAAAAAGAAAAACAAUAAAGGGAUCACUGCGUAUGAUUUAGCUUUAAAGAGUGGAAAUGAACAGAUCUCCUCACUCUUUGCCUCCAAACUGGGACAAGGCAUGCUGGAUAAACUCACCAAACCAAAAAACAUCAGCCUGGAUGUGUUCUAAGCAGAUAUAUUGCUUACUUAUUAUUAUAUUAUUAUUACUUAUUGUCUCUACUCAUCAAGAAAGACGGUGUGAAAAAUCCAGAACUACAAAAUGGUGUUCUAAACAAAAUAUUAUUGCUGUGAUUUGAUGUCUGAUUAAGGAUGCCAUAAAAAAUGAUGGAAUGAAUUACUUGGGCAGCUUGGACGGUCUUUAGGAUCUCUCAGGAAUUUUGUGAUCUUCUCUCUGUAUAAACAGGUUACCUGUGAUAUAUGGCCAUAGUGUUCUUCCCCCUACCCAGAGCUUUCCCCCAUUUUUUUCCUUUUCUACCUAAACAUCUUUUACCUAUCGCCUUCCCCCACCCUUACCGUAUGUUCACACCUAUGCGCUUUUUGAUGCAUUUUGCAAUUUGCAGAACACAUUGACAGUCCAUUUAACAUGGUUUCCUAUGUUGCCCGUUAAGAUUUUUGCAUUUUUCAGCCGCUUUUGGAAAGGGUUGGGGAAAUUUUUUCCAACAGCAGAUUGCGUUUUGCCUGUAAUAGACUUCAACGGAGUCACCCCAGAAAUGCAAGUGUUGCAUUUUUUUAUGCAUUUUUUCCCCCAUUAAAAACACUGUAUAUAGCUGGUUGCUAAGGCGCGUCCGGGAAUCUGGCCACCACAUCCUUAACAACCGAUGAGUCAGCUGACAGGUGAAUGUAAAAAAAAAA